AUGAUCUCGCCGCCUGCCCCUGUCACCUCGCAAACGGGUGCAGACCUCAGUAGGACCACCUCUCGCCGACGAGGUCUGAGUUACCUGCGUGCUCUGUCACACCCUCGUUCGUCUGGCGGGACCAGCCCAAAUGAACCUUCGCGAUCCCCGAGACAUUAUUUCCAAAGAUCUCAAAGCUACCACGCUCAUCAACCCGAUCCUUCGACCACCACCCGACGAAGAAGUGCAUCACGUCCCAAUGAGCCUACAACCCCGCUAGCCAUCCACACUCGAAUGGUUGCCACCUCACAAGAAAAUACAAGGCCCUCAUCCCCGCCAACUGCAGAUCAUCCAGCACUGCCGGCCGUUGUCCAGCCAGACUCGGACUCGGGGCCGAUUGAUCAGAGCGCCACCGACGAGAUGGCAAGACACAGGAGGAAUACACAUGGCACCCAGCCUGCCGACAUUGCAAUAACCGAGAGGGCGGAAUCUGUCUCACGGCCGGCGAACGCAGGGAAAAAGACCUCGGGGAACAAGGGGGACGCCCCCGAUGGAGAAUCCAAGCAUCAACUACCUACCAUACGCUUCUUCGCUCACCAGGAGAUGAGAAACGGCCGGCCAUCUCUCACCUUUUCCCCCAUCUCAAGAACGUUGCCUAGCGAGCAUUCUAUCAUUCGGGUUGGCCGCUAUUCCGAGAGAGAGGGCAUUCCCGAAGCGAACCCAAUCACGCCCUCAGACGCCCCUGUGGGCUUCAAAUCCAAGGUUGUCAGUCGAAAACACUGUGAGUUUAGCUUCUUGGACGGCCAGUGGCAGAUCAGAGAUGUUGCCAGUUCAUCGGGGACGUUCCUCAACCAUAUCAGGCUCAGCCAGCCGAACACCGAGUCCAGACUUUUUCCAAUCAAAGACGGAGAUAUUGUGCAGUUGGGAAUCGAUUUUCGAGGAGGCGAAGAGAUGAUAUUCCGUUGCGUUAAGAUCAGAAUCGAGUGUAAUCGGGCCUGGCAAAAGAAACCCAACAACUUCAACAAAACCAGACACCAACAACUGCAAAGCCUCGCCAAAGACCAGCCAUCCGCAAAUGCAAAUAGUGGCGAAUGUGCCAUUUGCCUUGGCUCUGUCCUGCCUUGUCAAGCAUUAUUCGUGGCUCCAUGUGCACACUGCUGGCAUUAUAAAUGCAUUCGUCCCUUACUCGAAGGCAGAAACAGCUCAUAUCCUCAGUUUCAGUGCCCGAACUGCAGAGCAUAUACCGACCUGACUGCCGACGUGGACAUCGCUCAAUCUGAUAUCGAUGAAUGGAUGGAGAACACAGACGAUGCAGAAAAUAACACCGGGGAUGCAGAUGGUGAGGUGAUCGAGACCGAUGGUAAUGCCGACUCGCGCACAGAUGGUCAGGUCAACGGUGAACCGAGGAUGGUCGAUGCCAAUGCUGCGACUGAUGCAAUCGAUGUCGACCUUACCACCACAGAUAUUGUCCUCGACACUCCUCCCGUAGUUGCAUCAAGCCAAGAUGAGGAUUUGGACGAUAGCCCUACUUCUGCACCACCUAGAAAUUCCGGCCUUCUAGCACGGAGACAGGCUGCAAAACCAAUCUCGACCAACCUCCAUACCAUGAACGGUAGUAUCGAGAUGCCCGACCAGACGGACUCGGACGAGAUGGAUGUACACCUGGAAAACACAAGGACGCGGACCCCGGAUAUUGAGCACAUCAUUGCAGGAGAAGGACCACUUACCCCGAGAAAUAAUGCGGGACCCUUUGUUUUUGAUGGAAGCGCUGGCCGAUCUGAUGCUGGACAUUUGGUAGUGCCUGGAAUUCCUGAAGUCACAAAUGGAAGUGCAUCUGGCUCAUGA
Capronia epimyces CBS 606.96 is the source of this 1824-nucleotide messenger RNA. RefSeq lists its product as uncharacterized. The record is from RefSeq and is a predicted model, not a curated record. Gene Ontology annotation, molecular function: ubiquitin protein ligase activity; protein binding. The transcript has 3 exons. Lineage: Eukaryota; Fungi; Ascomycota; Eurotiomycetes; Chaetothyriales; Herpotrichiellaceae. Gene Ontology annotation, biological process: negative regulation of septation initiation signaling; mitotic spindle assembly checkpoint signaling; ubiquitin-dependent protein catabolic process. Gene Ontology annotation, cellular component: cell division site; cytosol; mitotic spindle pole body. Bases 1 to 1824 code for a protein of 607 amino acids.